Medicago truncatula (barrel medic) is the source of this 2149-nucleotide messenger RNA. RefSeq names its product LEAF RUST 10 DISEASE-RESISTANCE proteinUS RECEPTOR-LIKE PROTEIN KINASE-like 2.4. The record is from RefSeq and is a predicted model, not a curated record. Gene Ontology annotation, biological process: protein phosphorylation. The transcript has 3 exons. NCBI's taxonomy places the organism in Eukaryota, Viridiplantae, Streptophyta, Magnoliopsida, Fabales, Fabaceae. The coding region runs from base 102 to 2087 and encodes 661 amino acids. Gene Ontology annotation, molecular function: polysaccharide binding; protein kinase activity; ATP binding.
UUGAGUUGACUUUAUGACCAUGAGAAUCAUUUUUGCGGAGAGCAUGAGACCAUAACUCAACUUAACCCUUCCUCAUUUUUUAUUCUUCGUUUCCGAAUAUAAUGGAUAAGCAUAUCCCUAUGCUCUUGAAUAUUACAUACAUAUCCUUUUUCUUCUUAUUAGUAAUAAUAACCACUUUUUUUCCACAUCAAUCCCACUCUCAACCACAACAACCUCAACCUGAUUACAAUUAUCGAAGUUGCAGAGACAUCAAAAACUUCUACAACUGCGGAAGAAUCACCAACAUCUCUUAUCCGUUCUGGGGACAAAAUCGUCUUUCUCCUUGUGGAGCUGGUAAACCAUUUUACCUUAACUGUAAGGAAAAUAACAUCACUACCAUUCUGUUAUCCUCACAAAAUUUAACAGUACUUGACAUCAACAUAGAAACACACACCAUGAAACUAAAAAGAACAGACCUUGAUCAAAAUCUUUGUUCUCCUCAAUAUAAUUAUACUUAUUUGUUUCCACCUCCGUUCCAACAUCUCCCAAGUGUCUAUAACAUCACUAUAUACUACAAUUGUACUCCAUCUCCUAUUACAAAUGAAAAAUCUUUAUGUAAAUCUCCGAAUCAUGCUUUCUUUAGUGUUGGUAAUGAAGAUAGGUUGUUGGAAGAAUCAAGGAAUUGUAUGAGUCAUAUUCAUGUGCCAGUAGGAGCAGAUUUUCCUGGUGUGAAAGAUUAUGUUGAUUAUUUUGAUCAUGAUUUUCUUGAAAAUGGUUUGGAUAAGGGGUUUGAGUUGAAUUAUACUAUGAAAGAGGAAUGCUCAAGGUGUUUGGGAAGUGAAGGAGGAGAUUGUAAAUGGGAGAGCAAUAAUGAUAUUGAGAAACAUGUAAAGUCCUCGUGCUAUUAUGAUGAUUGUUUAGAUGGAUCUGUUGAUUCUUCCACACAACACUGUUCUAAUCACAGAAGUAAGCAAAUGAGUUGGCAAGGGAAAAUGAAAAUCAUUCUAGGUGUUGGAAGUGCAGCAAUGGCAACCCUGCUAAUGGGCAUCAUAAUUUAUUGUUUUAGAGGCAAGCCAUCUAUGCUACAAGUAAAAUUUCCAUCUAAGACAAAUAAUGAUAUAAACAUUGAAGCAUUUCUAAAAGAUCAUGGAGCUCUACUGCAAAAAAGAUAUAAAUUUUCAGAAAUAAAGAAAAUGACAAACUCGUUCAAAAUUAAACUUGGUCAAGGGGGAUUUGGUGUUGUCUACAAAGGAAAGUUAUUGAAUGGUUGUCAUGUGGCAGUGAAGAUUUUGAAUGCAUCAAAAGGAAACGGUGAAGAAUUUAUUAACGAGGUUGCUAGUAUUACUAGAACCUCACAUGUUAAUGUUGUCACCCUUCUUGGAUUUUGUUUUGAAGGCCGUAAAAAAGCUCUUGUAUAUGAAUUUAUGUCCAAUGGUUCUCUUGACAAAUAUAUUUACAAUAAGGGACCUGAAACCAUUGUAUCUUUAAGUUGGGAUGAUAUGCAUCAAAUUGCGAAAGGGAUAGCCCGUGGGCUAGAAUAUUUGCAUAGAGGAUGUGCGACUCGAAUUUUACAUUUUGACAUAAAACCACAUAACAUUCUUUUAGAUGAGAAUUUUUGUCCAAAGAUCUCAGAUUUUGGACUGGCAAAGCUUUGCCUGAAGAAAGACAGCAUUGUUUCGAUGUCGGAUCAAAGAGGGACAAUGGGGUAUGUAGCUCCCGAAGUGUGGAAUAGACAUUUUGGAGGAGUUUCACACAAGUCUGAUGUUUAUAGUUAUGGAAUGAUGUUGUUAGAAAUGGUGGGUGGACGGAAAAAUAUUAAUGCGGAUGCAAGUCACACAAGUGAGAUAUACUUUCCUCAUUGGGUAUACAAUAGGCUUGAACUUGGUAGUGAUUUGAGACCUGAUGGGGUAACUGAUACAGAAGAAAAUGAGAUUGCAAAGAGAAUGACCAUUGUGGGUUUGUGGUGUAUUCAAACAUUUCCUAAUGGCAGGCCUACAAUGAGUAAAGUAGUUGAAAUGUUAGAAGUUAACAUGAAUUCAUUGGAAAUACCACCAAAACCAUUGCUUUCGUCUCCUACUAGAUCAUUAUCAGAGUCUUGCACGUCUUAAAUUUGACGGUAUGUAAAAUUGUUAUAUACUUUUUAAUCUUAGUUGAUAUCAUUUCAUCCCUU